This is a messenger RNA of Pedinophyceae sp. YPF-701, 1392 nucleotides long. Lineage: Eukaryota; Viridiplantae; Chlorophyta; Pedinophyceae. The record is from the annotation of a GenBank genome assembly.
AUGCUGUCUUGUGCCCAGCCCGAGCACUUCCUGCCUCCCCAGCGGUUCCGUUCGCUCAGCAAGGCCGCUCCGGGGAAGCGCGAGGAGGAAGAGGAGGACGACGGCGACGAGCUGAAACUAAAGAACCUUCCCGCGGACGUCCUGAGGAAGAUCCUCGGUCUGGUCAUCGAGAAGGAUUCCCAGGGAGCUGGCCUUGAUGCUUCGUCCUGCCAGAGCGACGACGGACCCGAGCACUUCGAGCGCGCCCGUCGCGUCCACUCGCUCCGGCUCGUCUGCCACACCUUCCGCGACACCGUCGAUCGAGCGUUCGUGGACCGCGCCCGCUGGCCCGCCUUCGUCGGCGACGACGAUCCGCAGUCCCCCACGAGCGGCGCGCGCGAGGCGCCCACGCCCGUCGACAUCCGGUGGCUGCGCGCCCGCUUCCCAAGACUGCGCCACCUCCACCUGAUGUUCGUCGCGGACGCCGACCUCAUCAAGGUGGCGAAGUCCUGCGGUCUGCUGCGCGGCCUGCAGACCCUCGUUCUGCACCGCUGCUCCGACCUGGAUGCCGAGUCGGUGGCCGACGCCCUCUCCUCCGCCACCGGGCUGCGCGCGCUGUCGCUCAAUGGCUCCAUCCGCGUCGAGGACCGCGGACUCGCUCCGCUCGCGAACCUCCCGCACCUCACGUCCCUGGACGCCGGCAGGAUGUCCCGUUUGUCCUGCGCAGCAAUGGUGCACAUCGGGUCGUGCGCGAAGCUCAAGGACCUGCGGCUGGGCGGCUGUACGCGGCUGUUCCAGCCCGGGUCGAGCGCCGCGGAGCGCGCCGAGUCGCUCGGCUGCUCGGACAGCACCCGGACGCUCCUUGGGCGCACGGACACUGCGGCGACCAUCAACCUGGGCGGCGACGGCAGCGACGGCGCCGCAAGCCCGCCCCAGGAAGAGAACGAGCCCGAGGAGGGCCCGCUCGCGGUGCUGGCGCGGUCCGCGAAGGCGCUGGACCACCUCGAGCUUCCGCGCAUGGCGACCAACGACGCGCUGCGGGACAUUGGGCGGAUGCGGCUGCGGUCGCUGAAGCUCCAAGACGCGGCGUACAUCACUGGGGACGGCCUCGCGCACCUGUCGGGCCCAGGGCACGCGAUGCCGUUCACGCUCAAGGUGCUGGACUGCACUGGGUGUACAGGCGUGGACGACGGGGCGACUCCGGCGAUCGCGCGGCUGUCGUCGCUCGAGUCGCUGUGCCUGAGCUUCACGGGCGUGACGAACGACGGGAUGGCCGCGCUGCUGCGGCUGCCGCGGCUGAAGCGCCUCGGCGUGGCGUGCACGGCGGUGUCGCGAGACGCUGCGCUGAAGAUGCGGAAAAAGAAGUACGGCCUCGCUAUUAUUGGACUCUGGGUGCCGGCGCUGGAUCCGUGA